Messenger RNA from Caenorhabditis bovis, 2397 nucleotides. The record is from the annotation of a GenBank genome assembly. NCBI's taxonomy places the organism in Eukaryota, Metazoa, Nematoda, Chromadorea, Rhabditida, Rhabditidae.
AUGGAUGACUCAUAUGCCAUAGCUACGCCACAUAAUGAUGUGUUCGCCAAUAUUUACAAAGAGUUUAAUCCUCAAAAUUUGCCACGCGUCAAUGCCGCAGAGGCAGCUGCAUUCCUCAAAACAUCGAACUUGCCAAUGCCGACACUUGGACAAAUAUGGGAAUUGAGCGAUUCUUCCAAAAUGGGCUCGUUGGAUAAAAGAGGAGCAUAUGCGGCCUUUAAGCUUGUUGCCGCUGCCCAACAAGGAAAGCCUGUUGCCAAUUCAUGCCUUUAUGAUUCCUCAUUGGCACCUCCGAAGUUCGGACCCCAACAUCCUCCUAUACCACCGGCUAGCCUCCAACAUCAUUUCGUACCAUCAUUUCCAGCGCAAGGACAUGCGCCUCCAGUUCCUCCGCCACCCCAAUUUUCAUCCCAACAAUCAUCGCCAUCACAUCUUGCGACUGCUCCCUGGGGUAUUAGUGCUGUCGAUCAGGCAAAAUAUGAUUCAAUCUUCCAAUCGCUAAAUCCUGUAAAUGGAAAAUUGAGUGGAGCCAGCAUUCGCCCGGUCUUAAUGAAUUCCGGUUUGGAUGCCGUAUCAUUGGCAAAAAUUUGGGAACUCGCCGACCAAGAUAAAGAUGGACAAUUGGACCUUGUCGAAAUGUCGGUUGCCCUUCAUUUGGUGUACAAGGCACUUCAAAAUGAGCCAGUCCCUCUUCAACUUCCACCAAAUCUCAUUCAUCCAACCAAGGCUAUGUAUGUCCAGAAAAUAUCGCCAGCAUUCCCGCCAUCGAGACCACAAUUUGGAAGUCGCGCCGGCUCGGUUACAUCGCUCGAUGAAGUUCACAUGAAUUCUUCGUAUACCAUGCCGAGACAGGCUCCAAGAGCGUUUUCUGCGCAACCGCAAACAAAUGGAGCAGUUGGCGGUCGUUUGAGUGGUGCUUCGACACCUGUGACAGGCUCACAAAUGCCUGUCUCCGGAUCAAUGCAUUCUAUCAACAGUAUGCCGGCUUCUGGAGAAUGGCCGGUCAACACGGGCCUCUAUGCCGCGAAAUUUAUUCAAUCUGAUGCGAACAGUGAUGGAUUCGUCGAUGGAACCGAUGUGCGUCAGGAGUUUCUUGCGACCGGCGUGGCUCCAGCAGUACUGGGAAGAAUUUGGGCGCUCGUUGAUAUUGGAAAAACUGGAAUGCUCAAUCUGGAGCAAUAUUCAUUAAUGAUGUACAUGAUUGACAAUUUCAAACAAGGUGGAGAGAUUCCGUAUGACUUGCCCGCUCAUUUAGUUCCGCCGUCACUUCGCGAUCCAUCAACUGCGCCACCGCCAGCGCAGUCUGUUGCGACACCCCAACUACCAGAAGCGACAUCAAUGGAGUUGAAAGAAGCUCUCGAUGGUGAAAAUGAAGAAAUGAAGCAGCUUGCUGAAGCAAUUCAAGAGAUGAUCCUUGAACGAAAAGCCGCCGAGGAGAAUGUUGUGCAGCUCGAAGCCGACAUGACUGUCAAGAAUUCGAAAAUAAAAAAUUUGCAAAUCGAGCUCGCGACACUCGAAAGCACUGUAAAACAAUUGGAGAGGCAGAAAAUGGAAGCGAAUCGUAGAUUGGCUGAUUAUGAUACACAGAUUUCUCAACUUGAAGCUGCGUGCGCCGCUCAGCGUGAAAAGAAGGAGGAGACUGAAAAACGUGCGAAACAAAUUGCCGACGACGCUCAAAAUGCCGAAGCAAAUAAAGCUAGCGACGAGAAAGAGAUCGAGGAGCUUAAAAAGGAACUCGCCGAACUCGAUUCGACCCUUCGAACAGUUCAAUCGGAAACCGCAAGAGAAUCUGCUGAACGCGAGACGAUUGUAUCUCAACUUACCACUCUUGAGCGUCGCGAGAUUCGAGACAACUCUCAACUGGAGAAAUUGUCUAGUGAAAAUGAAAAGAUUAAGAAAAUGACUGAUGAGAUUGUGUCCGCCGUCGAAGAAGGCGGUGAAAAGAUGGAAAAUGUGCUUAAAGCGAAUCCGGCACUUCUCGCAACAUCCCUGGACAAUAGCUUGCUCUCGGAUGAUACGUUUUAUGGUGAAGCUUCAACGUCCAACUCGAGCCAUCAAAUUCAACAACCGCCUGAUCCAUUCGCAUCGGCGAAAGCGAAUCCUGCCGCUGAUCCAUUUGCUCAGGUCGAUCCGUUUGCCUCUCAAGGAUCGUUUGCAGCUGCGUUCCCAACCGAUCCAUUCUCGCAGGGCUUCCCAGCUGACGCUAGUUUUGCGCCGCCUGCCUCUUCGGCACCACCGAAACCGGCGCCACCGCGUCCAGCGCCACCAAAAUCGGCCCGAACUACGCCCGUUCCACAGCCAGCUGCUCAAGAUCCGUUUGCACCUUCGCAAGGAGCCGCCGCCGCCGCUCAAGCUAACUUUGCCAAUUUUGCGGAUUUUGGUUCGGCUUUCAACUAA